Messenger RNA from Zootoca vivipara (common lizard), 2604 nucleotides. It is a transcript of the gene APEX2, whose product is annotated as apurinic/apyrimidinic endodeoxyribonuclease 2. Gene Ontology annotation, cellular component: nucleus. Gene Ontology annotation, biological process: base-excision repair. Gene Ontology annotation, molecular function: DNA binding; zinc ion binding; endonuclease activity. The record is from RefSeq and is a predicted model, not a curated record. NCBI's taxonomy places the organism in Eukaryota, Metazoa, Chordata, Lepidosauria, Squamata, Lacertidae.
CUCCCGGUCCCUUUCCUCGCCCCUGAGGCGGGGAUGAGGCUUGCGAGCUGGAACGUCAACGGGCUGCGGGCUGGGUUGGGACCCGCGGGGUUGAAGCCGCUCCUGGACUCCCUGGAGGCGGAUGUCAUCUGCCUGCAAGAGACCAAGGUCACCCGGGACCUGCUGGAGGAGCCAUUGGCAAUAGUGGAGGGCUAUAACUCUUAUUUCAGCUUCAGUCGCACCCGCAAUGGCUAUUCAGGCGUUGCAACGUUCUGCAAGGUCAGUGCCACCCCAGAGGCAGCUGAAGAAGGCCUGUCUGGGCUGUUUGCUAAGCACGAUGGCGCAGUUGGUUACUAUGGAGAGACAGAGGGCUUCACAACUGAGGAGCUACAGGCAUUGGACAGUGAGGGCCGGGCUGUGAUCACCCGUCACCGUAUUCGCACUUCAGAACAGCAGGAGACCACGUUGACAGUCAUCAAUGUGUACUGCCCUCGUGCAGACCCUGAAAAGCCAGAGCGUGGGGACUUCAAGCUGCGUUUCUAUCGCCUCUUGCAAGCUCGGGCCAAGGCACUUCUCAGAGCUGGAGGCCAUGUGGUCAUCCUGGGGGACAUCAACACAGCACACAAGCCUAUUGACCACUGUGACCCGGGAGAUCUGGAAUCCUUUCAGGAGCAUCUUGGGCGUCGCUGGCUGGACAGUUUCCUGUGGGAGCCAGACAAGGAUUCCCAGGAUGGGAAAUGCUUUGUCGACACGUUCCGUUUUCUGCACCCUGGUCAGAGUGACGCCUACACCUGCUGGUGCAACGUAACCGGGUCCCGGCAGCUCAACUACGGCACCCGCAUUGACUAUAUCCUGGCCGAUCGUGCACUAGCAUUGUCAGAGCUACAGGAUGCCCAGCUCAUGCCAGACGUCUUUGGUUCCGACCACUGCCCUGUGUGGGUGGUGCUUAGGAGUGUCUGCCUGGGGGCGCCCCGCUGCCCACCCCUCUGCACCCGCUUCCUGCCCGAGUUUGCUGGCACCCAGCAGAAGCUCAAUCACUUCCUCGUGAAAGUGGAGCGGACCAGCCUACCAGAGGAGAGGGGGCAGAAACGGGGCGGGAGGGAACCAAGUGUUGCGGGGGGUUCCAAGAAGAGACGGGUGGGCCCACCGCAGAAGGGGCAAGGGGAUUUGCGAAGCUUCUUCAAAGCUGGAAACGGCAGGCCUAGGGCCACCACCAACAGCGCCAACUGCCAGUCGGUAAUGAAAAUGAGGACAGCGGAAGAUUCUGGGGUGGAACCUCCUCUUGACGCUUCUGGAAGGACCACUGAUGAGCAUGGGGUGGAGGAAUUUGCUGGUGGGUCCCAGGCAUGCGCUGGGAGUUUGAGAGAGGAGCCCACUCUGGGCAUGGCCAAUGGAGGAGCUCUGGAUUGUGGGAAAGGAACUGUUCCCUCUAGUUCAACCCAGUCCGCUGCCCUGUGGAAGUCACUGCUGCCAGGCCCUGCUCGCCCACCUCACUGCAAGGCCCAUGGAGAGCCCUGUGUCCUGCGGACAGUGAAGAAGCCGGGACCAAACUCUGGGCGGCGCUUUUACGUCUGCGCCCGGCCUCUGGGGAAGCCAUCAGAUCCCCGCUCCCGCUGUGACUUCUUUCUGUGGGCCAGUCGGGGGAAUCCUUGAAUUGAGAGAAGAACUGAAAUGAGAGGACAUUAGAGGCACCAUGACCCCUAAGUGGAAAAGAAGGGGUUGGUUUCUAAUGGAAAGUAUCCUGGAUGUCUUGCUGCCUAAGAAGAGAGGGGAAGGCAGCCUCUGUGGCAGAGUGAGGCCUAGGCUUAUUGCCAGGGGGUCAAAGAGGUCAGGCCCAAAGUUUCCGUGGGAUCUUUUUGGGCUGCCAGUAGAAACUUACUUUUGUACCAGAGCAUGCUGGGAGUUUUGAGGUCUUUGAUGCCAGGCCCUGCAGUCAGGAACAUUGUUUAAAGAGGAAGAAUUAAUUGGUUUUCUUAUUAAAUCAACAGUUUUAUGUGCUAGGACUAACACAAGCUUUGGGAAUGCGCACGCAGACUGCCCUGACUUGUGGUGAGCAUUUUCUGGAUUCAUGCCCACCAAACUCUUUAACAUUGGGUGGAGAGGUGCUCUUGCAGAAAGUUGCUCUUUUCCCUUAACUGCCCUCCCCACAAACCCCUGUAAUAACAAUGAUGCAAUUGCUGGGAGGUGAUUCAUCCUUAUUCGGGGCAGGGGGAAUCUUAUUUUUUUUACUUUUGAUAAAAUAAAGACGUUGAAAAUAAAAUCCCUCAGUGUUUUCUCUGUUCGAAAAGGGAAAGUUGGAUUCUUAUGUUCUCUGAAAAGAGAGUUGGGUGAUGCUGAACAGGGGUUAAGGCCAGGAGUCCUACGCACAUUGAAAUGGUUCUAAUUCUGCGGAAUGGCAGGAUUGUUUUGGCAAUCCUGAUCCCUGUGGCGUAAGCUGCCCUGAGUGCUUCAGCUAUUGUGGUGACAAAGGGAUUAAGCCCAGGCUUUGCAGAUUAGCACAAAUGAGUUCAUAUUGCCUGUACAGGAUUGCCUUGGGGCAAAAAGGUGCAUCUUGCUGUUCUAUCUGGGAAUAAUGCAUGAAAAUUCCCGCUGGCAGUCUUUUGGAUUGCAAGACAUGGAACUUUC